AUGCCAAUGAACUUUAAAGUGACAUUUGCCAAUGGCACAUCAAUAAAACUCAUGGAUCUACCGGACGACAUCACACUUGAUGGUCUUCAAGCUCAUUUAUUCGAGAAGACGUCUAUUCCACCGCAAGAUCAGCAUGUGAUGAUUGGAUAUCCUCCCAAGAUGAUAAAAGGACUAGGAGAGUGUACGUUGUCAUCUUUGGGAGUUCGGACAGGCUCAGUGCUAGUACUUAAGGAGGUCCCGGCAACUAGCGGAGAUCAAGUCAAGUCCACGUCAGUAUUUAUGCGACGUAUUAUGCCAGCAGAUAACAGCUGCCUUUUCCACUCGAUCGGAUACGCUCUUACUAAAGGCAGAGAAGGAAAUGGCUUUAUGAUGCGGCAGCUGAUUAAGGAUACGAUUCUGACAUACCCGGAGAAAUACUCGGAUGUGUUUUUGGGACGACCGGUGCAUGAGUAUUGUGCUUGGAUCAUGGACGACAACUCAUGGGGUGGUGAGAUCGAGUUGUCGAUUCUGUCGACAUAUUAUAAGGUUGAGAUGGUCGUCUUUGACGUCACGAGCAUGAGCAGACUUUGUUAUGGCGAAGAUCAAGGCUUUACGCAACGGAUGUUUUUACUCUACGACGGAAUUCACUACGAUCUUGUGGUUGAGGCUCCAUCCACCACAGCAUCCGAGCAUCAUGAUGUGACGCUCUUUGCGAUCAAUGACUUUCAAAAGGUGGAACGUGCAAGUGAAGUCGCGGUGGAAGCUCAUCAGAAGCACGAGUUCACUGAUGUUAGUCGCUUCAGUAUCAUGUGUCUGGUGUGUAGGAGUACAUUUGUUGGACAGAAGGAAGCAGUUUUGCAUUCCGAGACUUCAGGACACCAGCAAUUUGGUGAAAUCAAGCCGCACUGA
Molecule: messenger RNA, 888 nt
Organism: Peronospora farinosa
Lineage: Eukaryota; Oomycota; Peronosporomycetes; Peronosporales; Peronosporaceae
Source: the annotation of a GenBank genome assembly